ACUUCUCUUCCUUUCUAUUCCAAUUUCCAACCAAAAGCCAUGCUACAAGAAGUUGCUAUGGUCAAGGGCAAGCGGAGCAAGCGGCCACGCUCGGCCUCCCCGCUCGCCUUAACCAUCGCCAGCACCUCCUCCACCAGCGCUGUUAUAAGCGACGCAUCGCCUUCUCACUCCAGCGGGAUCGCAUUAGCACACGACGAGGAGGAGGAAGAUAUGGCCAAUUGCCUAAUCCUCUUAGCUGAAGGCAGAUUAUCAUCACAACCACCACCACAACCACCCGCGUCCACAGAAGUUUACCAAUGCAAAACGUGUAGCAAGUGUUUCCCAUCCUUCCAAGCAUUGGGUGGCCACAGAGCCAGUCACAAGAAGCCGAAUAAGCCAACAAGCCUAGAAGAAAAGAAGCCAUUGAGUGAUGAAGACACAAAUCUCUCACUGCAAAUUUCAAAUAGACCGGCGUCGUCCGGCAGCCCCAGGGUCCACGAGUGCUCCAUAUGCGGCGCAGAAUUCGGGUCAGGGCAGGCGCUGGGCGGACACAUGCGCCGGCACAGGCCGAUUCCGGGGGUGAAGAAGGCGAGGAAUCUGUUGUCGUUAGACCUCAAUCUUCCAGCACCGGAAGACGAUCAACCGGAAUCUAAGUUUCCUUUUUCGGCAAAGGAACAAGUCAUAGUCUUUGCUGCUUCGCCGUUAAUUGAUUGCCAUUAUUAACUGGCAGAUUACAGAUUUAA
Salvia hispanica is the source of this 722-nucleotide messenger RNA. The record is from RefSeq and is a predicted model, not a curated record. NCBI's taxonomy places the organism in Eukaryota, Viridiplantae, Streptophyta, Magnoliopsida, Lamiales, Lamiaceae.